This is a messenger RNA of Saprolegnia diclina VS20, 3441 nucleotides long. RefSeq lists its product as hypothetical. The transcript has a single exon. The record is from RefSeq and is a predicted model, not a curated record. Lineage: Eukaryota; Oomycota; Saprolegniomycetes; Saprolegniales; Saprolegniaceae. The coding region runs from base 42 to 3368 and encodes 1108 amino acids.
CGCGUGGUCAUCGACCCAUUCGCCAUCGCACUCGAUCGUCGAUGGUUGGCCUGCUGCGCAAGGAGGAAGCUUCGGUCCGCGCGCUCACGGUCGCGUACGCCAAGGCCAUCGAGCACCUUGACGACGCCGGGUCCUUCUUCCAUGCAGCGGACCUGCCCGACCUGACAACGCCGGCUAUCCGCAUCGAUGGCCUCCUCGCCGGCGACUGGUGGAGCUGGCCGGCCAACGCCGAGGAUCUCAUCGAGCACCACGAAGCGCCCAACCGGUCGGGCCUCGUGGGCGCGCACCUCUUGCACUUUGACCAUACAACGUACACGGAGAGCCGUGUGUGGGGCGAACUCAUCCAUGGCCUCCCGACGGCCAUUGCAGCAGCGCUCAAGCCGGCAGGCGACAUUGAGCCGCAUCUGACGCACCUCGCGAUCGACGGCGUCGACGCUCCGCCCGUGCUCUCAAGCACUGGCGAGAUCAUCUUUGGCCCCGGCAGCAUGGGCACGCUCGUCGUCGCGCUGCCUUCGCCGCACGCACGGUCCAUCACGAUCUCCGCUGGCGCCGAGACAAUGACCUGGACGCCAAGCACUGGCUUGAGCUACGCGGCAUGGUAUGGCGACUGCACUGUUGACGUGGCGCCGAUCACCGACGGUCGGCGCGCGUACCUUGUCUACGACCUCGUGUACGUCCUGCCGCACACGUACCGGACGGCGCCAGCGGUCCCGGCGUCGCUGCCCGCGACGCUCGCAGCGCUCGCAGCCCGCCCCCACCAGGUGCCAACUACCUUUGCGUAUCGCAUCCAGUCCACGGCCAACGACGACGCAUUGGACUUUGCGCAUCUCGCGGCCCGGGAUGCAGCCUUCGUGCAGGCGCUCGUCGACAGCGGUGCCUAUGACGUGGCCCUCGUCGACGUCCGCGACCCGACGCCGCCACGGACGUUCCCAGACGCGAUGCUGACCACGAUCCGAGAUAUGCUCCUGCGCGCCCGUCCCAACAUGAACGACGACGCCCAAGAUGACGACGACGAUGAUGACGACGAUGACGACGACGAUUCGGGCAGUGACGAGUUCGAUGACGACGCCGACGACCACGAGGCUGCGACGCCGGCGCAGGUCGAUCAAAUCGCAUUCCGAGCCAUGCAAGAGCUGUACGGUCGGCAGCGACCGCCGCCGCUGCAGGACGUCGAGCUGGACACGCGCAACUUGGCCGCGCUCAUGGUCCGCGGCGCACAAGAGAUGGAAGAAGACCACGGCCACCGGUGCAACGAAGGUCGCCCGUACGGCUAUGACCCGGCCGACUUUGAUACGACGGCGACCGUCGACGAGUACGACACCGGGUCGGACGCCGGCCUCGACGACUCAGACGACGACGACUACGACUCGGACGACUCGGAGCACGAAGACGAGGCCGAUAUGCUUGGCGAUGACGACUCGUCCGACGACGACGACGAUCUUUUUGGGUUUGGCCGCCUGCUCCUGCCCCGGUCCAAGCGCCCGCUGGAAAUCUCGGGCGCCGUCGUCCACACCGCGUCCGGUGACGUCGCAGCGGCGCUGCAGACCCACCUCAUCGACCGCGUCGUCGGCACGUGGGUCGGCACACGAAGCAUCUACAACAUUGUGUCGCCGGUCCUCGUCUUUUGGCCCAAGACGCACCGGGUGCGGCUCGUUGGCUACCGACACGCCUUUGACGCUCUCCAGCGCGCAAUGACGACGCCAUCAACGUCGGAUAUGCUCGGGUUCGACACGGUGCACGCGCUCGCCGUCGCGGUCAUGGACACGGUCGGCACACCGACGCUUCCGACGCCGCCCGAGGACGCCACAGCGCUCGCUGAGUUUGUCACGUCGUCGACGCCGGCGCUACGCGCGCUCUUUGUGCGGCACAUGAUCGACCUCCGCGACGAAACCUCGCGGCGCGACGGCCGCGACUGGCUCAUCUCGGUCUUGACCACCUUUGGCUGGGAGUCGAUCGGGCCCGCGAUCGUCGAGCUCGUUGCUCGGUCGAGCGCCGACUGGAAGGGAGCGGUGCUGACGCUGCGCUUCCUCGAUACGCUGCUGCCGCCGACGGCGCCAUACGCCCACCAGCCGUACUUUGGCGAGCUCGUGAUCGGGUGCUGGUAUGCGCUGCUGACCAACCUAUGGUCGUUCGACGACAUGAGCGCAAACGAGUGGCGGCAUGCCAUCGGCGUCGACAGCCGUGUCUCGUUGCUGCGCCAUGCGUGGUCAUUGGACGCCCGCGUCGCCGCGUACCAUGCCAGUGACGCGCCGCGCGUCACGUGGCUCGGCGGCCACCUCCCGGGGCCCGUGCUGGCCACCAUCCAGUCGUUUCUCGCGCCAGCGCCGUCGUUGCUGUCGGUCGUGACCAAGUAUCCUGCUGCGUUCCACGGGCUCCACGUCAUCUUGCCGGCGCUGCUGAGUGUGGAGAAUGGGCGGCUCGAGGCGCCGUGGAUGGCGCCGUACGUGGCGCUGGUGCAUGCCGCCAUCAAGUCGGAGCGCGAGCUGCCGAUGCAGUGCCUCUCGGCCAUCUUUGCCCUCGGCGCCAAACACGGCAUCUUGUCGGCGGUCGUUCACAAGGCGUGGUCGGGGCACCAGAGUCGGACAACAAUGCCGCUGCUGCGCGCCAUUCAAGACGGUAUGGUCGUCUCGUCGGCGUCCGACGUCAGCUCGAUCGCGGACCUGGUGGCGACAACUGCGCACGCGCUCAACGAGGCCGUGUCGGACGUCAUCAUGUUUUAUGACGGCAUGGGCUACGACGACACGCCGCCGGUCAAGGAAGUGCACGCAGCGCUCUCGAUCCUCGCAGUUGUGUCGCCGUCGCAUCUGCGUCCGUUCGUCGACGAUAUUCUCACCAAGGUACAUGCAAAGUCCGACCGUCUCUUCUUCGUCCGCGACCUCCUCUACCCGACGAUCCGGUACGUGGACGCCAAGCUGCCGACGGCCACCGACCUUCGAGAGCGCUUGGUCGCUGCUGUCGUCGACGCCCUUGACCCGUUUCUGCGAGCGACGCGCCGGACCGGCCAAGCGAACUUUGCUCUGUCGUGCCGCUGCGCGCAGUGCCAGCGCGUCGCCGAUGAGCUUGCCAAGCAGGCGCCGACGCGGUCGAUCGACCAAGUGUUUCGUGCAACGUGCGACCAGCUCCGGGCGUUUGUGACCAGUUGGCGCCCACACCGACGAAUUGCUGUGUCGUUGAUGGGGGCGCGCAAUAUGCGCAUCCGCAUGUUCUCGGAAGCCGGCGCGAGUGCCCGACGCCUUCGCGACGAAGCGUGCUUGGCGUACCUCCGUGGCGGGGACAUGGCGCUGCCAGCGACGCGCAAACGACCGCCGUCGACAACGCCGUCGACCAAAGCCAAGCGGGCCAAGCCGACCGCCGACGCCACAGAGUGAAUCCCACGUUGAUGCACAUCAUCCACACUUUAUUUGCUAAACUAUAAAAGACAGUUUGUACAUUAGUUGUCGG